Molecule: messenger RNA, 2353 nt
Organism: Eurytemora carolleeae
Lineage: Eukaryota; Metazoa; Arthropoda; Copepoda; Calanoida; Temoridae
Product: phosphatidylinositol 3,4,5-trisphosphate 3-phosphatase TPTE2
Exons: 1
Coding region: 530-2236 (568 amino acids)
Biological process (GO): protein dephosphorylation; transmembrane transport; monoatomic ion transport
Cellular component (GO): membrane; cytosol
Molecular function (GO): monoatomic ion channel activity; protein tyrosine phosphatase activity; phosphatidylinositol-3,4,5-trisphosphate 3-phosphatase activity
Source: RefSeq, a predicted model, not a curated record
UACUACGUAUUGGUCCUUGGCUUACAAUAUAGAGCCAAACCUACAGGUUAUUACGCUUGCCGAGCUGUGAUAUUGGUGCAACCCUGGUACCCGGCACAAAGUUUACAUUCGUCUCAGUUCCUUUUAUUCUUUCUCCGCAAACACUAGAAACUCUCUACUGUACACACAAGGCACAGUUUACGCCCGUAUUCGGUGUAAUACGAUACCAACCUUAGUUUUAUGCAGGUUAUAAUACUGCCCUGCCAGUUUUUACAGAUUCAAGCAUUAUAUUCUCAACAAAAGAUACAUUCAGUUAUAAUGCAAGAAGGAAGGGCAGAUAAGAGAAUAAAUAUAUGUCUGCUGCACUGUGAAUCAUUCAAUUGAUAGAGCAGGGUCGGAGCUGGGAAGAAAAUGAUUCAUAUAGUUAAAUUUUAUUGAAUAGUUCUAGUAUCUAGUUAGUACACAUGUGAACGGUUUAAAUGUUUCAACAAAACAGCUGAAGUGGAGAAAGGGGAGUUAGUUAGUUUAAUCCAACAGUAGGAGUUCUAUCAUGGAGAGGAAUAGAACAACAGAUAAUGGAAACGUUCUUGUCGAUCCAGGAUUUGUUUCUCCUAUUUAUGAUUUCGGUGAGGAUGAACGGAGAAAGAAGAACGGAUUAUCCCGGACUAGAUCUAGCAGUAUUCAUGCUGAUCCUCAUCAGAUAGAGAUAUCUCUAGAAGAGGGAGCAGGAGAUCCUACUGACGAGGUUCUGGACCGAGCAGCAGGGUUCUUCGUGGAGCAUAAUGAGAACUAUGAGAUCAGUUGGGCGGAUGCCUCCCAUAUGAUCUCUGAUGCUGAGACAGAUCCGUCUAAACCUCCAGUUCCAGGUCUUAACAAGGAGUACUUAACCUGGAGACUUAGGAGAACCAUUGAAAGUAUUUUCUUCCGUUUGUUUACUCUACUUCUAAUACUGGUAGACAUUGUGAUAGUUAUAGUUGAUCUAUCCAUAGAGGGAAGUCAACCCGGCCUUCAAAUAGUUGAUCUUGUAAUAUCAAUAUAUUUUGUUAUAGAAGUGUCUCUAAGAUUAAUCGCUUUAAAACCUCAUGCGUUCUUUAUACAUUGGUACAACGUUCUAGAUCUAGUUGUAAUUCUCGUCACUUUCAUUAUAUCUGUGAUAGCACUAAGUGGAACCAACUGGGCGGAAGGAUUGUCCCUUUUCACUGCUCUCAGGUUUGUGAGAAUUGUCCGGUUUGUCCGAAUCUACACGGAGAAGAAGAAUAUUGAAACUGCAGCUCGUCAACUUAUCUCACAGAACAAACGGAGAUAUCAGCAGGAUGGGUUUGAUCUCGACCUCACCUACGUUACCAAUCGUGUGAUAGCUACUAGUUUCCCUAGCUCCGGGUUGUGGGCAGCAUACAGAAAUCCCAUUGAGAAGGUCGCGCAAUUUCUUGACACCAAACAUAAAGAUCAUUACAAGGUGUUUAAUCUUUGCAGUGAGAAAACUUACAACACUUCAUUCUUCCACGACAGGGUGGAGAGAGUUCUCAUUGAUGAUCACAACGUUCCAAGUGUAGCGCAGUUGUUGGAGUUUGCUGAUACUGUUCGAACCUGGUUGGGUGAACAUCCUGAUAAUGUUAUCGUUGUUCACUGUAAGGGUGGAAAGGGAAGAACUGGAACUAUGAUCUGUGUCUGGUUAAUUGAAUCAGGAGUAUUUACAAGUGCAUCACUUAGUCUGGACUACUUUGGACAUCGUCGGACAGAUACAAACGUGAGUAAGAAAUUUCAGGGUGUUGAGACCCCUAGCCAGAGCAGGUAUGUCGGAUACUACGAGAUUGUAAAGAACAAUGGAAGAAUCCUACCGGAGAGUGUUCCUGUUCGCCUCACUGAGAUCAUUAUUACUGGAAUGAUGUAUAUCGGAAACGGGACGGGAUCAGAUUUCUGGGUUGAAAUAGACCAGGGGAGAGGAAACACGGUAUUAACCGCAGUUUUCGGAACACAGAAGAACUGCACCAUGGAGUACAACUCAGUGAAGGAUACUCUCCGUAUUAAAGUUUUAAACUGCCCUGUACUGAAGGGAGAUACCAGAGUUCUAUUCCAAACCAACUCUACCAAUGUUCCCAAGUACUAUGAGAAAUGUCCGUUUUAUUUCUGGUUCCACACUGGGUUCCUGGAGAACGGAGAACUACUCCUGAAAAGAGAGGAUCUGGAUAAUCCGCAUAAGAGUAAAACCUGGGAUAUUUACAGAGAAAACUUCUCUGUCAAGCUCUUGUUUGCUUAGAUGACAAAUUCCUAAGUAUUUUCUAUCAAAACACAUGAUUUACCUCCUCAGCUUAUUUUCUUAUUAUUUAUAAUUAAAGUAGUAUUAAAUAUUAAUAAAGUGCUAUUAAACAUGCUA